AUACUGUACUGAAUCGACUUCGAUGCAAGUUUCUAAUUGUUUUAAAAUGACUUUUAGUAUUGAUACAAGUGUAACAAUGCCUUCCUCAACUCUCUGUUUAAAAUCAAGUGCAUCUCAAAGAGUUUCUUGAGUGCCCUAUUAGAUUUUUUACUGUAUUAUUUUAUCAUAAAUAUAUAUUUUAUUAUAUUACUUUAAUGUCAUACUUAAACCUGUCUUAUCAAUUCUGCUCAAGAUAAAAUAUACAUAGACAUAUUGCUUAGUAUAUUAGACGAUUGUUGCUUUUGAAAAGUGCUAUAGUUUCUGAGUUUAUAUAUUUCUUUCAAUAAUGGCUUCAAGUGACCCUGAAAUUCAUGAUGGCUUUACUUUACCAGUGUGGAUGAAAACAAAACCAGCCAAAGAAUUCGAGCCAUUUUCAACCUCACCGCCAGCGCCUGAAGAUUCAUUUUUCUACAUUCGAUAUCCAAAAACAGAUGCAUUGUUUGGCAAGCCGAAGCUUAACGAUGAUCUACCAAAGGUUAUUCAAGAACAGCAAAGGGACAUUUCGGUGUCUUUUAACAAAAUUAAAGAGAAGGACUGGUCUAAACAUACUAAGCCGUGCCAGGAUGUCUUACAUGGAAUAGCACCCAUCAAUACAGCAGCUAACCCAUUGAAUUUAAAGCCCAAACCGGCUGGUACAGACGAUGGCUUCAAAGGCGAAGGAGCGGCUUGCGGCACCUCAGUGCUCAAGGUCGCGAAUCAAAUGAUAUCUACUCGCGGGCCGCGCGGCUUCACUGUGGCAUCUCCAUCUGAUGAUGGACAGGAUACAUCUCGAUACAACUUGAUGGCCCGGCGUGGCAGCAAAAGCCUUCCAACGACGCCCAUGCACUCUCCACCUUCUAGCCCUAACAGCCGUCGCAAGAUGUAUAAUAACAGAUAUUUCACUUCUCCUUACGAACCAGUGGAGGAUGUCCACGGUCGGUCAUGGCUGACGAUGGCACUUAUGGGCUUUAAGAAAGACCUCACCACGUCCACUUCAACGCUCGCUGAAGAGGAUAUAGUGGAAAAUAGAUUACAUUCUGUCACACUCGCAGAGUCCGUCGAAAAUUUGGGCCCCUCACCGAAAACUAAGGAGCCGAAGAUAUUCAGCGAAACGUCUAACCCUUCCAAAUCUCCCAAAUCGUCCCAAGCGUUCCGUGCAAAACCUUCGGAGCUACGUGAAAUGAAUUUUUGGUCGCCGACAUCUAUGUAAGCUUAAAGAAUUUAAUGGUGUAAUUAUUUGAUGUAAUGAAUUGACCUGAUUGAUUCCGGUAGUUUUAAAAAGUCUAUUGUUAUGUGAACUUAUUAAAUGAAAUAUUCGUUGAAUACAGUUAUAUAAAUUUUUCGAUCUUAUAAUUCUGUGGUUGAUUGUAUCUGUGCUGAUUUUGAUUUAAAUUCCCUUGUGUGAAGUGAGUUUGUGGAUUACAUAUACAGAAUAUGGGGCUGAUUUUUUUGUAUUUCACCUUGAACAAUAUUCAGCAUAGAUUUAGAAUUAAAGUAUUUUUAAUUGAAAUUAAUUAGUAAAGUUAAGCUUUGAACGUUUAUGUUUGUAAACAGAAAUUUUGUUAAAAUUUGAUCGAUAUUUGUCUCGCAUUUUAUCUAACAGUAUUCAUGAACAUGAACAAAAUGGAAAAUAGACCAUAUUACUUAACUAAUCAAUUUCCUUUAUACAGUUUAUAGAGUGUAGUAUUAAAUGUAUGACAUAAGCUAACAUUAAAAUAUAAUGACUGGAAUUCGAUAUUCCACGAAUUCCAUUAAUCUAAGGAUUAAAAUCAUUUCCAUGUUACUAUGUUAGAUUCACCAGAAUUCAUUGAAUGUACAUCUUAAGCUAAAUAUAGGCAGUAUGUUUUGACUGUGAUCAAUUAUUAAGGUACAUAUUUUUGUAUGAAAAUCACUUCGAUAAGUUGAAUGGAUUUGUCUGAUGGCAAUCGUCUGGUAAAUGGAGACAAUCUCAGUAAUUAAACCGCCUUUGACCGAAUUUAAAACAUCUAAAGUGACGCGAAUUCAGACUAAAAUUCAAAGACAACUUUAAUUGCAUUAAUCCAACGUUUUAAAAUUUUUGUCAUUGAAUUUUAGAUUUUGAAUUGGUUCAUAUUUAUCUUUGUUGUGUGUGUAUUAUCAUGAGCAGAUAGGCUAUUCCGGAAAUAAUAAGAAAUGUAUUUCUAGGUUUAAUAAAUUUCUCUCUUCAA
Molecule: messenger RNA, 2204 nt
Organism: Pieris rapae (cabbage white)
Lineage: Eukaryota; Metazoa; Arthropoda; Insecta; Lepidoptera; Pieridae
Exons: 7
Coding region: 326-1228 (300 amino acids)
Source: RefSeq, a predicted model, not a curated record